Messenger RNA from Cynara cardunculus var. scolymus (artichoke), 1221 nucleotides. Its product is annotated as probable xyloglucan endotransglucosylase/hydrolase protein B. Gene Ontology annotation, molecular function: hydrolase activity, hydrolyzing O-glycosyl compounds; xyloglucan:xyloglucosyl transferase activity. NCBI's taxonomy places the organism in Eukaryota, Viridiplantae, Streptophyta, Magnoliopsida, Asterales, Asteraceae. Bases 60 to 959 code for a protein of 299 amino acids. Gene Ontology annotation, cellular component: cell wall; apoplast. Gene Ontology annotation, biological process: xyloglucan metabolic process; cell wall biogenesis. The transcript is spliced from 4 exons. The record is from RefSeq and is a predicted model, not a curated record.
ACUCUUCCUCGUAUCUGGAUUCAUCACUCGAAUCUUUCUUUCACUUACGUACAACAAGAAUGAUGCGUCAUAGAUGGGGAGGAGGGCAUCUGGUGUGGAUGUGUCUCUGUGUGUUGGCAAUGGCGGAUAUCACCAUGGGAGCAGCUCCAAGGACGCCGGUAGCUGUACCUUUUGGAAGGAACUAUGUCCCCACUUGGGCAUUCGACCAUAUCAAAUACUUCAAUGGUGGUUCUGAGAUCCAACUAUCUUUAGACAAAUACACAGGCACUGGCUUCCAAUCCAAAGGAUCUUACCUCUUCGGCCAUUUCAGUAUGCAGAUUAAGAUGGUUCCCGGAGAUUCCGCCGGCACCGUCACCGCCUUUUAUCUUUCGUCGCAAAACUCUGAGCAUGACGAGAUAGAUUUUGAGUUUUUGGGGAACAGAACAGGGCAGCCGUACAUUCUUCAGACCAACGUCUUCACCGGCGGGAAGGGUGACCGGGAGCAACGCAUCUACCUUUGGUUUGAUCCCACCAAAGCUUAUCACUCCUACUCCGUUCUCUGGAAUCUUUACCAGAUUGUGUUUUUUGUGGAUGAUGUUCCAAUCAGGGUGUUUAAGAACAGUAAAGAUUUGGGGGUUAGAUUUCCAUUCAACCAACCGAUGAAGAUUUACUCGAGCCUAUGGAAUGCCGACGAUUGGGCGACGAGAGGUGGGUUGGAGAAGACCGAUUGGUCAAAGGGACCAUUUGUUGCAGCCUACAAGAGUUUCCACAUCGACGGCUGUGAAUCAUCGGUAAAUGCAAAGUUCUGUGCAACCCAAGGCAAACAAUGGUGGGACCAGAAGGAUUUCCAAGAUCUUGAUGCUUACCAAUGGCGUCGUCUCCGAUGGGUUCGUAGUAAAUACACCAUUUACAACUAUUGCACUGACCGUAAGCGAUUCCCCACCAUGGCACCUGAAUGCAAGAGAGAUCGCGACGUCUAAAUCAAUGGAUUCCAUAUAUUAUUCUCAUCCGAUUUGAAUCCUAUAUAAUAUAAUAUUUAUGAAGUGAGGAUCGAAUUUAUGAUGGGAUUUCAGUCAAACUUCCCCAUCUUAAUCACAAAUAUAUGUAAUCCUAUGUUGUCAUUGUAUUCUUUCUUCCACCUUAUUAUUCAAUUAUUCCCACUUUAUAAGGACUUGUACCAAUCUUUAUGUUGAAAAUCUACUAAUUACUGAAUAAUAUUGUCGAAUUUACAUGUUUUUAUGA